Messenger RNA from Coniosporium apollinis CBS 100218, 711 nucleotides. RefSeq lists its product as uncharacterized. Lineage: Eukaryota; Fungi; Ascomycota; Dothideomycetes. The transcript has a single exon. The coding region runs from base 1 to 711 and encodes 236 amino acids. The record is from RefSeq and is a predicted model, not a curated record.
AUGCUUCCCCCAGAACUGCGUAUCCUCAUCUACAAUGAAGUUGUGAUAUCUUGCUUUCCCGGAUUCCGAGACGACCAACUGAUUCCUGUGCCAAAAUUCUUGGCCAGCGACCUUGAGUAUUCGGAUAGAGUCCAAAUGGACAUGAGACCCAAGUUCCUGUUUAGAGAACCUGCUCUUCUCAAUACAUGCCGGCAGAUACGCGCCGAGGUGCUGCGACUUUACUACGGCAAGUACGGAUUCUUAGUUCGGGUUAACUCAUUUGGCCAUUACAGAGCUUUUGCGUCCUGGCUACGCAGGACCGGGAAGGAUGGAGUUGCAGCGCUUCGCCACAUAGUCUACCGCGGUGUGGCGGAUCAUGUCACCUCAGUUUCCGGGCCGGAUCAAUCGUUUGUCGUUGGGGGCAACCCUCACCGUCGCCGUCGCGCUCCCCUCCCUCCCAUCCCUGUCGUAGUGGAAGUCAGCAUUCGGCCGCCGCAGAAGAGCCCUGAUUCCGUCUACCGCAUUGAAACCCGCAUAAUCGCACCAGAUUAUAAUUGGUUCAACCCACAGAUUGCGGAAGGAAAGCUCGAUGCCAUCCGCCAGGUCGUUACGGAGCGCAUUGAGGCUUCAACCAUCAAGGAAGGAGGCCUAGAUCGGGACACCUAUCUGGCUAUCUGGCAUAUCGUUCAUGGCGUUCUCAGUCAGCCGUUUCCAGGCGAGGAAGAACUGUGA